Molecule: messenger RNA, 1458 nt
Organism: Anopheles marshallii
Lineage: Eukaryota; Metazoa; Arthropoda; Insecta; Diptera; Culicidae
Product: G patch domain-containing protein 4
Exons: 3
Coding region: 1-1458 (485 amino acids)
Biological process (GO): regulation of ribosome biogenesis
Cellular component (GO): nucleolus
Molecular function (GO): nucleic acid binding
Source: RefSeq, a predicted model, not a curated record
AUGGAUUUUGCUAAGAAUAUUUUACAAAAAUAUGGCUGGAAAGAAGGUGAUGGGCUUGGCAAGAAAAAGGAUGGAAUUACGGUUCCCAUCAAAGUCAGUAUAAAGAAAAACACUAGCGGAUUCGGAGCAACUCAAUUGAGUGAGGCAACUAACAACUGGUGGGAACGUUGUUACAAUGAGGCGACCGGCAAUAUAGAGAUACAAUCUGGCAAGAAACACAAAAACGGAGAGGUUACCCUUCAUCAGGUGAACAAAGAUGCGGUUGAGAUUACCACCAAAAGUUAUUCCGUAAACAAAUUGAAGCGAAUGAAUCAGAAUGGCUCCAAGUAUGGAAACGUAUUCCUUAAAGCUUCUACGUUGUUAGGAAAUACGGGUCGAGAGGAAGAGGAUCCUGACCACAUCCGUAUGGAGGAUAUCAAGUUUAAUCCCGUAAAAACACUUACGGACGAAGAGUUGUUUGCAGCCUGUGGUGGUCGAACGGCCCACAAAGGUGCUCGUCAUGGAUUGGGCAUGAAUGGUAAGCUGGCACGCAUCGACGAACAGAACAAUAAGCUUUUGCAGCAGUUGGAGAGCAAAUCAUUCGAAACUGUGAUAAAAUCUAACGACUGGCAGGUACAGCUAACUAAAAAUGGGCGUAAAAAGUCGAAAAAACAGAAGCGAAACGUACAACGAUGGAUUGAGCACAGUUCAGCGGAUGUUGAUGAGCAAGUGAAAGAUAUGGUCCAUCAUGCAGAUUACGUGGUGGCGAAAAACAAAAAGAAAAGAAAAGCCCAACAAAAAACCGACCAAGAACUGGCAAAUGAAAUGGUGAGCAUGUUUGCGGGAUUACCGGAAGAAACCGGCGUAGAAGAGAAUAAGACGGAUGUACAGAAAACUAAAGCGAAACGCAAAUCAAAAAAGGCUCUAUGUUUGAAUGAUGAAUUAGAUCUUCUGAGUGAAAAAAUUCGUAAACUGGACCACAGUUCGGUGACGAUUAAAAAAAAGGACAAAAAGAAAGUGAGCAAACUUAAACAGGCGAUGAGCAAUGUUGGAGAUGAUGAUACUGCUAUGCUUGAUCCGGCAGCCAAGUAUCGCAAGGACUAUCGUACCGACUUGAAACAAAAUAAUCGACUGCUAAAAAUGCAGGUGCGUCACGAAGUUGCGGAGGAAAAGCCCGUCAAAAAGCCGGUCACUCUGCUGCGAUCUGAUUCCAGUGACCAGGAGGAAGAGGACGUAGUGCAGCGCGUAAACGACGAACAGAACCAGUACAGGUCGAAAAUGCGUGCCACAGUGCCAAAGAUAAACAUUAUCGAACCAACGGAAGAUGAUUGUUUUGCUAUGGGGCAGAGCUUAAAAGAGCACCAUAAGAACGAUGUGAAGCGUGUGGGUAAUCGAUCCUCGAGCGGGAAACGCAAGAAAACUAAGAAAAGGGAACGUCAAUUGGCACAGCUAGCGGACAAACUGUCCAAAAAUUUGUAA